Spinacia oleracea (spinach) is the source of this 4439-nucleotide messenger RNA. Its product is annotated as disease resistance protein RGA2. The coding region runs from base 489 to 1349 and encodes 286 amino acids. The record is from RefSeq and is a predicted model, not a curated record. Lineage: Eukaryota; Viridiplantae; Streptophyta; Magnoliopsida; Caryophyllales; Amaranthaceae. Gene Ontology annotation, molecular function: ADP binding. The transcript is spliced from 2 exons.
UGGCUGUCCUUCGAGAAAAAAAAAAAAAAAGGUUGAAAACCCCUUUCUACAUAGAGAACUUCUCUUCUUUCUACUGAACCAAUGACUCCUCUUCUUUGUUUCACUGCAUCCUCGGAAACACUGUCGCUUCGUCCACCAAUCUCCGUCGUCAAUUCAACCUCUCAACACUCACCUCCGGACAACAUAAGCGCGCGCAAUUUCUGUCAUCCGCAACUUCAGCAUGCAUAAACGUCGACGUUUCGCAGCAGAAAAAGAAUGCCUCAUAAAUUGGCGCGAAAACUAAGCAGAUAAUGGAGGAAGACGCAAAGGUGAUAGUGAGGACCUACGCCAGAGUUCCGUUGGUGCUCUCCGCUGUAAAUUGUAUGAUGUUGAAGGGCGAGAGUUUUUGGAUUUUACUUCUGGGAUUUCUGUUAAUGCCCUUGAUUAUGGUGAAUUGGUGAUCCUGAUUGGGUUCGAGCCGUUUCUGACCAGGCCCGUACUUUGGCCCCAUGUUAGCAACAUUUUCUACACCAUUCCCAUGUUCUCUGAAAAUACACUUCAAAUGGCUACUGCCUACUGGUAUGGUACUCACUGUUGCUCAGACGCUGCUUUCUGCACUGCAAACUAAGGAGGUGAGACAACUUUGCUCCUUGUUUGCGCAUGAAUCCCAACUUGCAGACCUCGAGCGAACUGUUGAAACCAUCAAUGCUGUCCUUCUUGAUUCAGAGCCCAAACACCAGGAACUCAACAGUGAGGGAAAAGAUUGGAUUGGCAAGCUCAAAGAUGCUGUCUAUGAUGCUGAUGAUUUGUUCGAUAAAUUCAACACUAUUGCUCAGAAGCAGAAAAGUGUGCCUGGUGGUAAGAUCUCCAAAAAGGUACGCCGUUUCUUCUCUGGUGAGAACCAGUUGCUUUUUGCUGCUAAUACAUCUCGCAAGAUUAAAAAGCUUAGAAUGAAGUUGGAUGGCAUUGCUGAAGAUCGUGCUAAGUUUGGCUUUAGUGAUGUAUAUAUACCUGUUAAGAGGAGAGAAGAAACAUCUUCCUAUGUGAAUGAACACAGUAUUAUAGGGAGAGAUGCUGACAAGAAGGCUAUUCUGGAUCUGCUGUUUCAAGACUCAGAUGCUGCUGAAGAUAAUGUUUCUUUUGUGAGUAUUGUUGGGAUCGGUGGGUUGGGAAAAACUGCACUUGCUCAAUUUGUGUUUCAAGAUGAUAUGAUCAAAAGUUCAUUUGAAUUGUGCUUUUGGGUUUGUGUCUCUGAAGAAUUUGGUUUGAAAGAAAUCCUUUCCAAGAUGCUUGGUAAGAGUACUGAGCUUAAUCUAGAAGGGCUACAGAAGGAGGUUCGUGAUAAGGGAGCUCGGAUAGCUCUCCUUUAAUGGAAGCCAACAACAGAUUCUAAAAGAAGAAUGUGACUCAGAGAUAAGAAGAAGAAGAGAAUUCAGAAUUCAGAUGAAAGGAGAGAGAGAGAGAGAGAGAGAGAGAGUUUGGGAAGAUUUGUAUUGUAUUAUGAUGCUAAUACAAUGUACCCGAAUUAGUUUAUAAGCUGCCAAAAACAGCUAACUAACUCUCUAACAAACCCCCUAAUUUUAAGCAACUUAUUCUUCAAGCUAGCUAACAACUUUAACUAACUUUCCCGCCAAAACUUCCAAUGAUCACAUUUGAUCAUUUGGAUUUAAAAACUGAAAAUUAAAGAGAAUAAAGAGUUCUCCUAUAACAAUACUUCCCCCUUUAAGAGACUUGUCCUCAAGUCUUAAACUGUGAAAGUAGGAAACUGAGCUUGAAAGGUAGUGGCAGCUUCCCAAGUGGCUUCAUGGUCUGCAAAUCCAGUCCAGCUGACUAAAUAUUGAUCCUGUGGAACAUCAUUAAUCAUCACCACACGCUUGUCAAGUAUAGCAGCAGGCUGAAUAGGGUUCAAGGAGGGAUCAGUGCCAGAAAACCAAUCUGGUAUGUGAGCUGCAAUAGGAAGUGCUCCUUGGAACCUCUUGAGUUGUGAUACAUGAAAAACAUUGUGUAUCUUAGCAUCUGCAGGCAACUUCAGUUUGUAAGCAACCUUUCCCACAGGAGCUAACACUUGGAAUGGACCAUAAAAUAGAUGAGCCAACUUCUGGUUGGAUCUUCUUUGCACAGUUUGUUGUCUGUAAGCUUGUAGCUUAAGCCAGACCCAAUCCCCAAUUGCAAACACUCUUUCAGACCUAUGCUUAUCAGCUUGUACUUUCAUUCUUUCUUGAGCCUUGGCCAAAUGAAACUUGAGAGUAGCUAUCAUAUUUUCUCUCCUCACUAAGCUUCUAUCUACUUCAGCAUUGCUUGACUCACCAGGCAAGUAAGGCAAGUGAAGUGGGGGAGACUGGUUAUACACAACCUCAUAGGGUGUGAGCUUGCUGGAAGUGUGAAAAUGGGUGUUGUACCACCAUUGUGCCAAUGGCAACCACAUGUGCCAGUCUUUAGGAUGUUCACCAGUCAUACAUCUAAGGUAGUUUUCCACACAUCUGUUCACUACUUCUGUCUGGCCAUCAGUUUGGGGAUGGUAUGCACUAGACAACAAGAAACUAGUGCCAUUAAGGAGAACAACCCUUUCCAGAAAUUGCUCAAAAACACUGCAUCCCUAUCACUCACAAUAGAUCUUGGCCACCCAUGAUGUUUGAAAACAUUAUCCAAGUAACAUUGAGCAACUGAAACAGCUGUAUAAGGAUGAGAAAUAGCCAUGAAAUGUGCAUAUUUACUUAACCUAUCAACAACCACAAAAAUCACAUCUUUCCCACCAGAUUUAGGUAAUCCAGAGAUGAAAUCCAUGGAUACAUCCACCCAUACUUGUUCCGGAAUUGGUAAAGGCUGGAGUAAACCAGGAGAUGCAGCUGUAUCAUACUUGGUUGAUUGACAAGUAACACAUUGCCUAACAAAGUUUCUGACAUCCUUAGUUAAUCCCCUCCAAGCAAAGAUAGCUUUUAUUCUUUGGAUGGUCAAUUCUCUUCCCCCAUGUCCACUUUCAGGAGCUGAAUGUUGCCACUCAAUAAUCUUGUGUCUAAGAUCCAAAUCAGGCCCCACCACAAUUCUGUUUUUGUGUUUCAAAAGUCCAUUCUGCAGAGAAUACCCUUCCACCAGUUGGCCUUGAGAAAGAGAGUGCAACACUUCUUUCAAAGCAUCAUCAGCUUGAUAGCUAGCUAGAAUUAAACUAGCCAAAUUGGAAUCCACAACUGACAUAGCCAUAAUCAAUAUUUCAGCACCUGGUAGUCUAGAUAGGGCAUCAGCAGCCAGAUUUUCCUUGCCACUUUUGUAUUGAAUUUCAUAGUCAAAACCCAUGAGUUUAGAUAACCAAAAUUGCUGAAAAGGAGUGGAUAUCUUCUGCUGUAGGAGCCAUUUAAGACUUUUUUGAUCUGUCUUGAUAAGGAAAUGGUUCCCCAUCAAAUACUGCUCCCAUUUUUGGACAGCAAACACAAUUGCCAAAAGCUCCUUCUCAUACACUGAUAAUUGUUGCCAUUUAGGCCCAAGGGCUCUGCUAAUGAAUGCUAGAGGAUGUCCAUCUUGCAUUAACACUGCCCCAAACUGCUUGUCAAAGUUGGGAAUGGCCAAAACAGGAGCAGUUACCAAAGCUGCUUUAAGUUUCUCAAAUGCAGCUUGGGCUUGAUCAUUCCAUUGGAAUCCACCUUUCUUCAAUUGAUCAGUUAAGGGUUUGCUAAUGACUGCAUAUCCUUUGACAAAUUUCCUGUAAUAUCCUGCUAAACCCAGGAAGCCCCUUAGUUCCUUAAUAGUAGAGGGAACUGGCCAACUUUGUACAGCAUUUAUCUUGUUUGGAUCUGUAUGAACACCAUCUGCAGCUAUAUAAUGGCCUAGAUAUUCCACCUUUUCAGUAGCAAAUACACAUUUGCUUAACUUUGCAAACAUAUAGUUAGCUUUCAUUAACUCAAACACCAUUGCCAGAUGAGUCCAGUGGUCUUCUAGAGUCCUGCUAUACACCAAUAUGUCAUCAAAAAAGACUAAGACACAUUUUCUUAAAAGAGGUUUAAAUACCUGAUUCAUCCAGUUCUGGAAUGAAGCUGGAGCAUUGGUAAGGCCAAAUGGCAUAACAAGGAACUCAUAGUGUCCAGUAUGGGUUUUGAAAGCUGUUUUGUAUAUGUCUGAUGGACUAACUCUCAUUUGGUGGUAACCAGAUCUAAGAUCAAGCUUAGAAAACACAGCAGCCCCAGACAAUUCAUCCAAUAGUUCAUCAAUCACUGGUAUAGGGAAUUUAUUCUUCACAGUUCUAUUAUUUAGUUCCCUAUAAUCCACACACAAUCUCCAUGUACCAUGUACCCGAAUUAGUUUAUAAGCUGCCAAAAACAGCUAACUAACUCUCUAACAAACCCCCUAAUUUUAAGCAACUUAUUCUUCAAGCUAGCUAACAACUUUAACUAACUUUCCCGCCAAAACUUCCAAUGAUCACAUUUGAUCAUUUGGAUUUAAAAACUGAAAAUUAAAGAGAAUAAAGAGUU